Molecule: messenger RNA, 745 nt
Organism: Nanorana parkeri
Lineage: Eukaryota; Metazoa; Chordata; Amphibia; Anura; Dicroglossidae
Gene: MRPL13
Product: mitochondrial ribosomal protein L13
Exons: 7
Coding region: 44-583 (179 amino acids)
Biological process (GO): negative regulation of translation; translation
Cellular component (GO): ribosome; mitochondrial large ribosomal subunit
Molecular function (GO): structural constituent of ribosome; mRNA binding
Source: RefSeq, a predicted model, not a curated record
UAUACUGUACUGUCGGUCUGUGUGUCAUGGUGACCUCCAUGUGAUGGCGAGUUACAGCAGAGCUGCCCAGCAAUGGGCCACAUUCUCCCGUGUAUGGCAUAUUAUCGAUGGCAGGAUGCAGCCGCCGGGGAAGAUCGCAGCGCUGUGCUGCACCCACCUGCAGGGGUUACACAAGCCAAUGUACCACCCUCUGAGUGACUGCGGAGACCACGUGGUGGUGAAGAACACCAGGCACAUCGCCUUCUCUGGGAAUAAAUGGGAGCAGAAGGUUUACUCCUCUCACACGGGUUAUCCUGGAGGUUUUAAACAAGUCACUGCAGCUGCACUCCAUCGAAAGGACCCGACCGCUAUUGUGAAAUUGGCAACUUAUGGAAUGCUGCCGAAAAACCUUCUCAGGAGGACCAUGAUAAUGAGAUUGCACUUAUUCGCUGAAGAGGACAUCCCUGAAGAAAUCUUGAGGAAUAUUAGUACUGAACUCAAGCAACCCAGAAAAAUCCCCCGAAGACUGAAUGAGUACACACAGGAGGAAAUCGAGGCUUAUCCUAGGCUCUGGAUUCCGAGUCCCGACUACUUACCAAAAUAGCUUGGACGUCACUUCCACCAUCACCACCAUCUUGGAUUUAUUUCUGUAUAAAAGCCAUGGCAGAGGUCAAUUGGUAUGACGCGGAGGCCAGGAUUUGAAUUAAUACUUUGUUUAUGUUAAUAUGUCUUUGUUUUCAAUUUGACAAUAAAUACAUUUCAGGUA